Messenger RNA from Botrytis deweyae, 1260 nucleotides. RefSeq lists its product as uncharacterized. NCBI's taxonomy places the organism in Eukaryota, Fungi, Ascomycota, Leotiomycetes, Helotiales, Sclerotiniaceae. The record is from RefSeq and is a predicted model, not a curated record. Gene Ontology annotation, molecular function: FAD binding. The transcript has a single exon. The coding region runs from base 1 to 1260 and encodes 419 amino acids.
AUGUCCACCAAACCCACAACCUUGACCCGAAAACCCCACAUCCUUAUUUCGGGCGCCAGCAUCGCCGGUCCAGUCCUCGCCUAUUGGCUCAACCGCGCCUCAAUAACCGCCACUAUUGUCGAACGAUCUCCCUCUCUUCGUUCCGCCGGUCAAGGAGUUGAUAUUCGAGGUCCCGCUCGUACAGUCAUAUCACGUAUGGGUCUCGAAUCUACAAUUCGCUCCAAAGUAACCCAUGAAUUUGGUCUUCAAUUUGUUGACAAGAAUGGUGUCUCCAAAGCUACUUUCCCAAUGGAGGAAAAUGGAAAUUCCUUCACGAGUGAUAUUGAGAUCAUUCGGGGAGAUUUAUCCGAGAUUUUCUAUAACAGUACAAAGGAGACGUGUCAGUAUAUUUGGGAUGAUUACAUUACGAAACUUGAAGAGGUGAAUGAGGGAGUCCUUGUUACUUUUGCAAGAGGCAAACAGAGAAUUUUUGAUUUGGUUGUGGGAGCAGAUGGAUUGCGUUCGAAAACUAGACGACUUGUUAUUCCUCUUCCAAACGAUGGUCUGAAAUCGUUGUAUCAAUACGCGUCAUAUUUCGCCAUCCCCAAACAACCUCAGGAUGAUGAAUGGGGUAAGUGGUAUAAUGCUUCUCGUGGACGUUUGAUAUUACUGCGUCCGGAUAAUAUAUAUGAGAGUACUACUACACGAGUAUUCCUCAGUAUUACCGAUCCCAACAAAACAUGCAAGUUAGUGAAACAUCUCGAAAUGACCACCGAAGAACAAAAACGCGCGUGGAGAGAAGAAAUGUCUGACAUGGGGUGGGAGAUUGAGAGAGUUUUGGAUGGAAUGGAUAAAGCACCAGAUUAUUAUAUGCAAGAAAUCGCCCAAAUAAAUCCUCCUCAAUUUUACAAAGGGAAAUUUGCACUCGUGGGAGAUGCAGGUUAUUGUCCCUCACCUCUGUCGGGGAUGGGCACCAGUUCGGCGAUUCUAGGUGCGUAUCAUCUUGCAGGAGAAUUAGGAGCUUGUAAGGGAAAUUGGGAAGAAGGAUUGCGGAAAUAUGAAGAGAAGAUGAGACCGAUUGUGGAAAGUGUACAGCAGCUUCCGCCAGGGGUUCCUGGGUUAUUAAAUCCACAAACGGAAUGGGGAAUUGCGGUUAUGCAUAGGGUUCUGGGUUUGAUGUCUUGGAGGGGGUUGGCAGGGUGGUUGAUGAGCUUCCUUCCACAUGGAGAUGAAAGUUUGACUCAGUAUGAGUGGAGUGAUGGUGAAGAUAAAAGUUCUUAG